This is a messenger RNA of Anoplopoma fimbria (sablefish), 1388 nucleotides long. Its product is annotated as zona pellucida sperm-binding protein 3-like. Gene Ontology annotation, molecular function: acrosin binding. Gene Ontology annotation, biological process: positive regulation of acrosome reaction; binding of sperm to zona pellucida; egg coat formation. Bases 74 to 1336 code for a protein of 420 amino acids. The transcript is spliced from 8 exons. Lineage: Eukaryota; Metazoa; Chordata; Actinopteri; Perciformes; Anoplopomatidae. Gene Ontology annotation, cellular component: extracellular matrix. The record is from RefSeq and is a predicted model, not a curated record.
UAUAAAAGUAGGUGCACAUUUCCACCUUUCUUACAGCACCCAGUGAACUGUGUAGAUCACUUAUUGUGAAGCCAUGGUGAUGAAGUGGACUGCUGUGUGCCUUGUGGCACUGGCUUUGCUAGGCAGCUUCUGUGAUGCUCAGUAUUGGGAAGCUGCUCCCAAUUCCCAAAAGCCUACAUACCAGGAGCCAGCGCCCAGCAAAGAGAACCACAAUGAGCUCCAACAGGUAAAGCAGACAUUUGAGAAAUCUCUCACCUGGACAUACCCUGCACCUCCUCCGCCUGAGCCCGUAGUUGAAGUGCCUUUCGAGAUGAGAUAUCCUGUUCCUGCUGCAACAGUUGCUGUCGAUUGCAGAGAGAAGAUUGCUCAUGUGGAAGUCAAGAAGGACAUGUUUGGGAUAGGCCAGCUCAUCAAUCCUGCUGACCUUAGUCUGGGAAACUGUGGCGCUGUUGCAGAGGAUUCGGCUGAUCAAGUGUUGAUUUUUGAGUCGGAAUUGCAUGAUUGUCUCAGCACAUUAGUGUUGUCAGAAGAUGCCCUCAUCUACACCUUCACUCUGAACUAUGUUCCCCAACCUGUGGGCCCAUCUCCUGUGGUGAGGACCAGCCAAGCUGCUGUUUAUGUGGAGUGCCAUUAUCCAAGGAAGCACAAUGUGAGCAGCCUUCCUCUUAAUCCCCUGUGGAUCCCAUUCUCUGCGGUUAAGGUGGCAGAGGAAUUCUUAUACUUCACCCUGAAACUCAUGACUGAAUGUUUGAGAUAUGAAAGGCCAAGCUACCAGUACUUCCUCGGAGACACCAUAACGAUUGAGGCUGUCGUCAAGCAGUUCUUCCACAUACCCCUCCGUGUAUAUGUGGACUCAUGCGUAGCUACUCUCUCACCUGAUGCGUCCUCCAGCCCCAGAUAUGCCUUCAUUGAUAACUAUGGGUGUUUUAUUGAUGCUAAGCUCACAGGCUCUGACUCUAAGUUCCUAGUUCCCACUGAAAUGAACAAGCUUCAGUUCCAGUUGGAGGCCUUCAGGUUCCAGGGGGCUGAAAGUGGACUGCUCUACAUCACCUGCCACUUGAAAGCAACAUCAGCUGCCUUUCAGACCGAUAGUCAACAUAGAGCUUGUUCCUGGAUCAACGGGUGGAAGGAGAUAAGCGGGGCUGAUGCAACGUGUGGCUCCUGUGAAUCUGGUGGAUCUGGUACAGGAUCUGGCCCUUCAACUGGUGGACUUGGGGACCCUAUGGAAGCUGGUUCCUGGGGUGGAAGGAAGAUUCGUGAUACGUCCCAAAUGCACGAAUGGGAAGCUGAUAUCACCCUGGGUCCCGUCUUCGUUGAAGAGAGGAAGCUUAAUUAACUCAAUUCCCUGCCACAGCUAUGGUCAUCAAAAUAAACUCAUUGGUUCAUAA